Molecule: messenger RNA, 1126 nt
Organism: Neogale vison (American mink)
Lineage: Eukaryota; Metazoa; Chordata; Mammalia; Carnivora; Mustelidae
Exons: 3
Coding region: 1-798 (265 amino acids)
Source: RefSeq, a predicted model, not a curated record
AUGUCUGCCAGAGGGGCGCUCGGCCGCGUCCUGGGAACUACAAGUCCCAGCGGCCCGUGCGGGCCCGACCCUGUUCCCGUGGUGGGGGUGGGGAGGGACGCAGAUUUGUCCCUCCGAGCGUGGCUCCAUCCGGAGGACGUGCUGGGGACUCUCACAGGGCAGAGUCUGGGGCAGUUCGGCAUCCCCGCGGGUGCACAGGGCACCGUUGCUCAGUCCGGGCACCGGUCGCGGGACCGGGAGAAGGCACCUGCGCCCCGCGCGCUCCCAACCUGCGCCCCGCACGGCAGAAGAUGGUGCUCGGCCCUCUGCCCCUCCGCCCCUCCCCCGGUCGUUCCAGCGUGCGCGCCGCGUACGCCCCGGCGUCCUGCGCGUCUGCGCCGGCGGCAGCCUGAGAGCGCGCUCCUGGACGGCUGGAACCCGGCCUGUCGCGUCCCGCGUCGGGGAGCGGCGUCCCGGGCAGGUGAGGAGUACAGAAGAGGAAACCAUCAUCUAGUCCCGGAGUGGCUCUCAGCAGAGGGCCUGUGCUGCUGCUGCUGCGUCCCCCUCCCUGGCUGGAGGCCCAGAGACCCAGUCCCGUGGGAGACCUGCCAUCACGCACACCUCAGACACCCCGCAGCUGCCUUCAGGGGAGAGCCCACCUGCGCCAGCCCCCAGAGGCUGGGAGAGGUGUCCCAGCACAGCCCCGCUGGAAGAAGCCUGAGGAAGCAAGCAACACCAUCAGGGAAUGUGGGAACUUUCCAGGGAUGGACUCCAAGGAAAUGGAGAACUCGAAGUUCCUGGAGAAGGAAUGUAAAGUGAUGACAUCUCAGGGAGCUCCCAGCUCCCAAGAGCACACAUGCUGGCAAGUCUGUGAGUUCGGGGAAGCAGGCGUGGGGAAGACACAUUCGGCACGAAGCAGGACCCCCGACCCGACAGCCCGGCCUCUGUUCGCCAGAGCCCUGGGGCUUGGGCCCCUGUCCCUCCUGCCCAGUGCCUGCAGACAGGUGGAGCCCCAAGGUGGACCGGUCCCUGUUACAGUGACCGUGUUGUGGGGGUGGGUGUGCUGCUCUGGCUGUAGCUGUGUGAGGGUGGAGGGCUCGCAGUAUGGAUGGGGCAAAGGGAGCGGACAGGGCGGUGGACACCAGAG